Molecule: messenger RNA, 4393 nt
Organism: Centruroides sculpturatus (bark scorpion)
Lineage: Eukaryota; Metazoa; Arthropoda; Arachnida; Scorpiones; Buthidae
Exons: 1
Coding region: 285-4178 (1297 amino acids)
Biological process (GO): DNA integration
Molecular function (GO): nucleic acid binding
Source: RefSeq, a predicted model, not a curated record
ACCAAACAAGAGACACUGUUGUAACGUUGUGACUUAUCUGUAGUAACAUGAUCUGGGUGUCGGGUCAGGGGUGAACAUUCCAACGCACCUUUCGGGAGUCGGGGAGAGUUCUUGUGUAGUCGUCACCCAGUCGGUUGUAUCGAGAAGGAAUAAAGUUAAUUGUUGAUUAACUACGUGUUUUUUAUGUGCAACAAUGUCGAAAACAAAAGCGAUAUAAAAGUGGCGACGAGGAUUAAGAUAAAGACUUACCAGCAGAAAUUACAAUUCGAGAUUAAAAGCCAGAAAUGUCGAUCCCAGGAACAUCAACCAGUGCAGUUCGUUUCGAGCCAUUCAAGAUGGACAGCCAGUGGAAAACUUACAAGGACCGCUUUAAUUUUUGCUUGAAGGCAAACCAGAUUGAAAAUGACCAAGAUAAGUGUGCUUUAUUUUUUACGGUGUGCGGUGAAACUCUAUAUGAACUUGUAGUAACGCUCAUAGCCCCGAAAGAAACGACACAAGUUAACUUUAAUGAAGUACUUAACGCUCUUGAUAGUCAUUUUAACCCGAAACCUAGUGAAAUCGUCGAAUCGUUCAAAUUUAACCAGAGGUCGCAAAAACCAGGAGAGAGUAUCAACGACUAUGUCGCGGAACUACGGAAAAUUGCAAUGAAUUGCAACUUCGGUGCCUCACUAGAGCGUAUGUUAAGAGAUAGGCUAGUGGCUGGUUUAAGGGAUAAAGGAAUACAACAUGUGUUAUUGGCAAAAACGGAUACUACUUAUAAGGCCAUUUUGGAUGCAGCAGAGGCAGCAUCUAAAGAUGUUAGCCAGCUUGGGCCAAACGGAAACAACGCCCAAGUGUAUAACUUAAAGGCGGACUACAAGAGAAAGAAAGAGUCAGCCGUAUUACGCUGUUUUCGAUGCACCGGAAGUCAUAACCCGAAUAAUUGCAGAUUUGCUCAGGUAAUCUGUAAUUUCUGCGGAAAUAAGGGACACAUAGAAAAAGCAUGUAUCACGAAACAAAAGAGUGGAGGAAGAAAAAUUCCAAACCAGGGAAGAAACCAAAUUGGGCCACAACGGAAAGAGGUAUCCAGCCAGAGAGCCAAAGUACACCGAAUUGAGGAACAUAAAAAUUUAACAUCGAAUCCGGUAGAGGAAUAUACAUCUCUAUUCAAAAUACGUGGAAGUAAGAUACCACCCUUAAAAAUCUUAAUCAAUAUUGAAAAUAUACCAGUCAUGAUGGAAAUUGAUUCAGGGGCGGGGUACACUGUAGUGAGUGAACAGACCUUAAAAGAAAUUAAAAUCCAGCGAGACCAGUUAGAACCGGAAGAAGUCAAAUUACAGACAUGGGCGGAUCAGAAUCUGGAGGUAGUGGGCACUACAAUGGUGAGUGUACAAUUUAAAGGAAGAGUUAUGAAUCUACCAUUGUUAGUGAUUAAAGGAAAUGGACCAGGACUUGUUGGAAGAAAUUGGUUUGAACCAUUAGGAAUCAGAAUAGAGGGACUAUAUCACCAACAUGAUGCAGAGGAUCUGAUACAAGAAUUCCAGCAUUUAUUCAAUAAUUCAGAAAUGGGUCUAUUUCGAGGCGAGGCAGUCAGUUUAGCGAUAAAUAAAGAAGCUAAGCCUAUUUUUAUGCGGGCAAGACAGGUUCCUUUUGCAUUGAGAACAAAGGUAGAACAAGAGUUGAAUCGACUUCAUCAGUUAGGAGUUAUAGAACCAGUUAGAACUUCUAAGUGGGCCACUCCUGUGGUACCCGUUGCAAAACCAGAUGGCAGUGUACGUUUAUGUGGAGAUUACCGCUGCACUGUAAACAGAGAGGCAAUAAAAGUAGAUGUAUACCCAUUGCCGGCCAUUAACGAUAUACUUGCUUCAUUAUCUGGUGGAAAGGUAUUUGCCAAGCUAGAUUUCAAGGAAGCGUACUUCCAAUUUCCUGUGGACCAGGAGUCGUCUGAGAUACUGACUAUAAACACAUGCAAGGGUUUAUACAGAAUGAAAAGAUUACCAUUUGGAGUGAGUAGUUGUCCAGCUAUUUGCCAGAGAGAGAUGGAAAAGAUCGUAGGAGGUAUUCCAGGGACAAUUGUGAUGAUAGAUGAUAUACUUGUCAUGGGACUCAAUGAAGAAGCCCUACAUCAAAAGUUGAGGAAAAUUCUUAACCGGAUUUCAGAAGCUGGACUAAAACUGAACAAAAGCAAAUGCCUAUUCAAAACAAAUCAACUUCAAUUUUUAGGAUAUUUGAUAGAUGCUCAGGGCAUUCGACCCACACCAGAUAAAAUUGCGGCGAUCCAACAGGUUCAGGACCCGAGAAACAAACAAGAGUUACAAGCAUUUUUGGGAUUUGUAAACUUCUAUGAUAGAUUUUUGAAAGAUAAAGCAACGGAAGCUGAACCAUUAUAUAGACUCCUAGACAAAAACAAACCAUGGAUCUGGAAAAAAGAACAAAGCAAAGCAUUCGUGAAGAUAAAAAAGAUGCUAACACCAGAAACAUUAUUAAUCCAUUAUGAUUUAAAUAAACCAGUAUUGUUGUCAUGUGAUGCUUCACCAUAUGGAGUUGGAGCAGUACUUUCACACAUAUUACCAGAUGGAUCAGAAGCUCCUAUAUACUUUGCAUCGAGGACACUCCACCCAGCAGAAAGAAAUUAUUCACAAUUCGAGAGAGAAGUAUUAGCUAUAAUCUUUGGCAUCACAAAAUUUCAUAAUUACCUAGCUGCUCGAAAUUUUACUAUAUAUACGGAUUGUAAGCCAGUUGUGGGCCUUCUGAACCCUGCUAAACCAAUUCCUGAUUUAAUCUCACCCAGAAUGAUUCGUUGGUGUUUGAGAUUAGCAGCAUACUCAUAUAGGAUUGAACAUCGUCGGUCAGCAGAGAUGACUAACGUUGAUGCAUUAUCGCGUAUACCAACUACUGUGGAAGAAAAGACUAUCCCCGAACCAGGAGAGAUAUUCCUUAUAUUUGAACAGCCAGAAUUGCCCAUCACAUCUCAGGAAGUAAGCAGAGAGACAAACAAAGACUCAGUGUUAAAAAGAGUUGAACAUGCAAUCUUACACGGAUGGCCACUUAGUAGUCCAGAAGAACUUAUGCCUUUCGCUAGGCGUAAGCUAGAACUUUCAAUUCACCGCGGUUGCAUUUUAUGGGGACAAAGAGUAGUUAUCCCUAGAACCUUGCAACCACAGCUAUUACACCUGUUACACUCCACACAUGAGGGCAUGUCUAGAAUGAAAAGAACAGCCAGGAGCUAUUUUUGGUGGCCUGAAAUGGACUCCCAGAUUGAAGAGACAGUAUCGAUGUGUAGAAAAUGCCAAGAACAGAGGUCAAACCCAACCCCAGUUAAAGACACUCAUUGGCCAUCACCCUCGGGACCUUGGGACCGAGUACACAUUGAUCAUGCAGGACCACAUUAUGGACGUACAUAUUUUAUUCUAGUGGAUGCUUAUUCGAAGUGGGUGGAGGUAGAAGAAGUACAAACUCAGUCAACCCAGGAAACCGUGAAACUAUUGAGAAGAAUAUUUAGUACACAUGGACUACCAAAUACAAUUGUAUCCGACAAUCAUCAAAGCUUUAAAUCCCAAGAAAUGGAAGAAUUUAUACGAAAAAAUGGGAUACAGCACAUAUUUACCCCUCCAUAUCAUCCCUCUUCCAACGGACAAGUAGAGAGACAAGUGCAAACUAUAAAGAAGAGAAUCGAAAAAUUACAUCACAGCCAAGAAAAAAGUGAGGUGUUGCUCCCCAGACUUUUGUUUAGCUUACGCACAACACCUAGUAGCACUACAGGAAAAACGGCAGCAGAACUGUUGAUGGGAAGAAGACUACGUACCGUCUAUGAUCGAUUAAAUCCACACCUAUAUAAGGAGAGAAAAGAGGAAACAAGAAUACGAGAAUUCCAAAUAGGAGACAACAUCAAUUACAGAUGUUAUAGAGACGCUAAGAAGUGGAAACCAGGUAAGGUGACACAGAAGACCGGACCAUAUACAUACAUGAUAGCCUCACCAGAAGGAACUAUAGAAAGAAGACAUAUUGAUCAACUGAUAGCUCGAAGAGAACUACCACUCCAGAACAAGCAACAUCCAGUUUGUCAGAACAACCAACAUCCAGCUCCCCAGAAUAAUCAACAUCAGGACAAAGGACCACCGGUUAGAAGGAGCUCUAGAACACAGACACUACCGGCAUAUCUCCGAGACUUCAUUUUAGAGGAGGAAGAUCUGUUGUAACGUUGUGACUUAUCUGUAGUAACAUGAUCUGGGUGUCGGGUCAGGGGUGAACAUUCCAACACACCUUUCGGGAGUCGGGGAGAGUUCUUGUGUAGUUGUCACCCCAGUCGGUUGUAUCGAGAAGGAAUAAAGUUAAUUGUUGAUUAACUAGUGUUUUUUAUGUGCAACAAUGUCGAAAACAAAAGCGAUAUAAAAGACACUCAUCUAUCAAUUUA